Molecule: messenger RNA, 3663 nt
Organism: Lates calcarifer (barramundi perch)
Lineage: Eukaryota; Metazoa; Chordata; Actinopteri; Centropomidae
Gene: hck
Product: HCK proto-oncogene, Src family tyrosine kinase
Exons: 12
Coding region: 3-1511 (502 amino acids)
Biological process (GO): innate immune response; cell surface receptor protein tyrosine kinase signaling pathway; cell differentiation
Cellular component (GO): extrinsic component of cytoplasmic side of plasma membrane
Molecular function (GO): ATP binding; non-membrane spanning protein tyrosine kinase activity; signaling receptor binding
Source: RefSeq, a predicted model, not a curated record
CCAUGGGCUGCGUGGGCUCAAAGAGGGAGCAGGAGCCUCUCAGCAAAGGGACGGGUAACGACGACCUGCAGAACCGUGCACAGACAGCCCACUAUGUCAAAGAUCCCACCACAGGAAACUCAAACAGAGCUGGCAAAAUGCCAUCAAAUGCAAACGCUUCAGAGGGAGAAAGUAUUGCCAUGGCACUGUACGACUAUGAAGCCAUUCAUGAUGGAGACCUUGGCUUCAAGAAGGGAGAUAAGCUCAAAAUCUUAGAGGAAUCGGGAGAAUGGUGGAGAGCUAUGUUAAUCAGUACAGGUCAGGAAGGCUACAUCCCCAGUAAUUACGUAGCCAAAGAUACUCUGGAGGCAGAGGAGUGGUUCUUUAAGGGUGUGAGUAGGAAAGAUGCAGAGAGGCAGCUGCUGGCCCCUGGGAACAAAGUAGGAUCCUUCAUGAUCCGAGACAGUGAGACCACCAAGGGCAGUUACUCUCUUUCUGUCCGGGACAGCGAUGUCCAGGCUGGUGACACAGUGAAACAUUAUAAAAUCCGUACGCUGGACAAUGGAGGAUUCUACAUCUCUCCCCGCAUCACCUUCAGCACCCUGCAGGAGCUGGUCAGCCAUUACAAGAAGCAGGGAGAUGGCCUCUGUCAAACCCUGACCAACCCAUGCCUGAGCCCCAAACCUGAGAAGCCAUGGGAGAAAGAUGCCUGGGAAAUCCCAAGAUCAUCUCUUAAACUGGAAAAGAGGCUUGGUGCUGGCCAGUUUGGAGAAGUCUGGAUGGCUACGUACAAUAAGCAUACCAAAGUAGCAGUGAAAACCAUGAAGCCUGGCAGCAUGUCAGUUGAAGCCUUCAUGAUGGAGGCCAACCUGAUGAAGACGCUCCAGCACGACAAACUGGUCAGACUCCAUGCUGUGGUCACCAAGGAGGAACCUAUCUACAUCAUCACUGAGUUCAUGGAGAAGGGUAGUUUAUUAGACUUCUUGAAGAGUGAUGAGGGCAACCGUGUCCAGCUCCCCAAGCUCAUUGACUUCUCUGCCCAGACUGCAGAGGGCAUGGCCUACAUUGAGCAGAGGAACUACAUCCACAGAGACCUGAGAGCUGCCAACAUCCUGGUCAAUAAGGCUUUAGUGUGUAAAAUUGCUGACUUUGGCCUCGCUCGUAUCAUUGAAGACAACGAGUACACGGCCAGGGAAGGAGCCAAAUUCCCCAUCAAAUGGACAGCCCCAGAGGCCAUCAACUAUGGCUCUUUCACCAUCAAAUCUGACGUUUGGUCCUUUGGCAUCUUGCUUACUGAGAUUAUCAGCUAUGGACGCACACCAUAUCCAGGGAUGACCAACCCAGAAGUGAUCCGUUCCCUGGAGAAGGGCUACCGAAUGCAGCGCUUGGACAGCUGUCCCACCGAACUCUAUGAAAUCAUGCUGGAGUGUUGGAAGAACAAGCCUGAGGACCGUCCCACCUUUGAUUACUUGCAGAGUGUCCUGGAGGAUUUCUACACAGCCACAGAGAGCCAGUACCAGCAACAGCCAUGAGACUAAGCAUCCACAGACAUAUUUUCUGUUACAAUAUUGUUCCAUUCAUACUUAACAGCGGGGCCAAUUUUUACAUGCAGCAGUGCAAUUCACAGCAUGCUCUGAACUGCACUGCUGCAGUCUCUCUUUCUCAUUCAUACAUGCAUAAUGUAUAGUAACAAGGGACUGUACAAAAAUUAUUGGCGAUGAAUUACAGUAAAUAUUAUUAUUUCUAUUACUAAUAUUAUGACAACAUAAUCCUACCUCAUACUUAGGUCAGGGGCACAGUACAUACUGCAAGAUGGUGUUCUGAAGGUUUGGUCAUAGGCUAAUAUGGCCACAGCUGCAUCAGUUUUACUUGAUGUUCAUCUUCACAAAACUGACCAUUAAUCAUUUGGCAGAUCAGUAGUUAUUAGUGCAUUUUAUGUAUACAGACAGAUAUCUGUUUGUUACAUCUGCAGUCUCUAAUAUAAAAAGUGAUCCAGAAUGCUUCACUUAAUUUAUUUUUGCUUUUAUUGUACUUGUUUUGUUUUACUACAGAUUGCACAGCUAAUGUGGAUCACUGUACUACAAGAUAAAACUGCACAUCAUCAUGCACGGAAAACAUAUGACCUGACAUUUAGUGCACAUCUCUGUCCAGAGAUAAGUGGUUGGUUGCAUUAUUGAGCUUUGCCGGGGAGAGUUGGGUCACAACACUAGACCCAUGCAGGAUUCUUCCCUACAUGUAUGAGUGAAAAUAACAACUGUGCUGAGAUAAGCCCUGCCAGUGAACAGACAAGGACAUCAAGGCUGGGAUACUGGGAUAAAAUUCGGACUACUUUUUCCUUAAGAAAAAAAAUUCUAAACAGCCCCUCCUACAUUUCUGCCUUCACCGCCUUAUAAUUUUUGUACAGUCCCUAACAUCCCAACACGUUUGAAUAUAAUUCUGUGUAACAAUAUGUAGAAGGCCACACUCUCAAGUACAUGAUGUUGUAAAAGCAUGACUAUCUCGCACAAAACAUUAUUUUACACAGUAAAAAGAUACAUGGUCAUAUUAACAAACAAACAACUGCAGGCAACCUGAAAGCAGUGGCAGUGAAAAGAUUGGAUUAAGUUGUUAUGCUCCAGCACACAUUGUGCAUGCAUCAAAGGAAGGUAUAACCACAACACAGAUGUUCACAGUGAAAUAUAUACAGUGUUUUAUAUUGUGAAGGGAAAGUGAGUGCUGUGGACAAAGUGUAAGACAAAUGGCUGAUUAUGCUUAAACCUUAUAUUUAUAUUGCAUAGUUAUUUUUCCAUUAUGCUGUGGCAUGUUUCAGCAUUACACCUUUAUGGUGCCUUUUGCAGUGGUUGACUAAACAUUUCCAAUAUAUUCCUGUAUAUACACUGAUAUACAUAAAGAGAUACAAUAAAGUCUGUCUAAGUAUUUAGGAAUAAGGUCUUUAAUGUGAAGCCAUAUUAACUAUAAUAAUGUGUGACGGUUCCUUUCACCAAUUAAAAGUCAUGUUAAUGACUAAAGUCAUAUUUAGUAAUGUUUAUAUUAUCCUUACAUACAUUUCAUAUCUUUUGGCCUUCUUUUCUCCGUUUUGAGAUAUAAUUUAUCUGUGCAGAUAGUACUGGUAUAUUGAAUGUCACGAGCUUUCCAAAAGUAAAUGAUUUUUCUAUCCUUUUUUUUUUUUUUUUUUUUUUUUUUUGUUUUGUUUUUUUUAGAGAAAGACUCAUGACUUUGCUAUUGUUUUUUCUACACUGGUUGAAUAAUGUGUUUCUCAUAUUGUUUAAAGUAGUGUAACAGUUGCUGCACAAUCACUCAAUGCUGAAAGGAUAAUGUGUGGGUGAUAUGGAGAAAAUUACAUUAAAUAUUGAUCAUACGAUAAAAACAAAUGUAUGCUUACUAAUGACUCAAAUGACUAUGUGUUUUGUAGACCAAAAUUUUAAAUGGUAAGUUGAACAAGUAUUUAAAAUGAUGACUUCAUGCUUUGACAGAUAUGGUAUCAUCUACUUAGAGAGAGCUGAGAGCAACAGCAUGGGAGAGAAUUUUGCUUUGAUACAUUUAUCAGCACUGUACAUAAAUUAAUAAGAUGAUAAAUAUGUUUUGUGUUUUUCUUUAUCUAUAUAAUACCCUCUGCAUAUUUUGUUAGAUGCUUGGUUAAUGCGACUAUGAUGACAAAUUUCAAAUAAAUUGUUGUGGAAGCAA